Messenger RNA from Trachemys scripta elegans, 420 nucleotides. It is a transcript of the gene RPS18, whose product is annotated as ribosomal protein S18. The record is from RefSeq and is a predicted model, not a curated record. Lineage: Eukaryota; Metazoa; Chordata; Testudines; Emydidae. Gene Ontology annotation, molecular function: structural constituent of ribosome; RNA binding. Gene Ontology annotation, biological process: translation. Gene Ontology annotation, cellular component: cytosol; small ribosomal subunit; ribosome.
AUGUCUCUAGUGAUCAUCGAGAAAUUCCAGCACAUCCACCGAGUGCCCAACACCAACAACGGGCAGUGGAAAACCACCAUCACCACCAGCAAGGGUGUGGGCCAGCACUGUGCCCACAUGGUGCAGAGAAAAGCAGACAUUGAUCUGACCAAGAGAUCUGGAGAGCUGACAGAGGAGGAAGUGCAUGUCAUCACCAUCAUGCAACCUCAACAGUACAAGAUCCCUGAAUGAUUCUUCAACAGGCAGAAGGACAUUAAGGCCAGCAAAUACAGCCAGGUUUGGUCAACAGAGGACAACGAACUGCACAAGGACCUGGAGCAGCUAAAGAAAAUCCAAGUGUAUCAGAGCCUGCGUGUGCGAGCCCAGCAUACCACGACAGACAAGUGCUGGGACAGAGCUAUUGGUGACUCUAAGAAGUAG